GCGAGCGAGCCUGUCCGAGACAGCGGCGGAGCGGGGUUCACGCACACGACCAGCCAUGUCACUGCAAUAAGGACGCGGUGCAAUGCGAUCCAGGCCAACAUGCAAAUCGCCAAACAGGCCCGGAAAUUAGCAGACGACGUUCGGUGUUGCAGAUUUGAAGUCGCCUUGUUGUUUUAAGCAUGUUCUGAGAGGCGGAGGUGAGCUAGUCCCGCAAGCAGUCGUCCAGAGAGCAUUGGACGCGCUCUCGGAAGCUCGCUAAUAAAUAACAAAAACAACCGACCAAAACACUUGGUCUCGCAUGUUUUUUUUCCCCACAAAUAUUUGUAAACCUUGGAGGAUACAAUUAUGUCGACCGGACAGGACGAAAGCUCGGUCCGAGUGGCUUUGAGGAUCCGCCCCCAGCUGGCGAAGGAGAAGAUCGAGGGAUGCCACAUCUGUACCUUCGUGACGCCGGGCGAGCCCCAGGUGAUCCUGGGGAAGGACAAGGCCUUCACCUAUGACUACGUGUUCGACAUGGACACGCAGCAGGACACCAUCUACAGCAACUGCACGGAGAAGCUGAUCGAGGGCUGCUUCGAGGGCUACAACGCCACCGUCUUCGCCUACGGCCAGACGGGCUCGGGGAAGACCUACACCAUGGGCACGGGUUUCGAUGUGAACAUUGCAGACGACGAGCUGGGCAUCAUACCGCGCGCGGUCAGCCACCUGUUCAAGGGGAUCGAGGAGCGGCGGCGGGCGGCCAGCGAGCAGGGCCGACCCCUGCCCGAGUUCAAAAUCAACGCCCAGUUCCUGGAGCUGUACAAUGAGGAGGUCCUGGACCUGUUCGACUCCGCCCGUGACAUCGAAGCCAGGAAGCAGAAAUCCAACAUCAAGAUCCACGAGGACGCCAACGGAGGCAUCUACACUGUGGGAGUGACCACGCGCACUGUCACCUCAGAGGCAGAGAUGAUGCAGUGUCUGAAGCUGGGGGCUCUCUCUCGCACCACCGCCAGCACGCAGAUGAACGUACAGAGCUCGCGCUCCCACGCCAUCUUCACCAUCCACCUGUGCCAAGUGCGCGUCUGCACCCCCGACAGCCAGGACAACGAGACGGACAACAGGAUGUCCAACGGCUCCUCGGAGAUGAACGAGUUCGAGACGCUGACCGCCAAGUUUCACUUUGUGGACCUGGCCGGUUCCGAGCGGCUGAAGAGGACGGGGGCCACAGGGGACCGGGCCAAAGAAGGAAUCUCCAUCAACUGUGGGCUGCUGGCCCUGGGAAACGUGAUCAGCGCUCUGGGAGACAGGAGCAAGAAGGCGACGCAUGUGCCCUACCGCGACUCCAAACUCACUCGGCUGCUGCAGGACUCCCUCGGAGGAAACAGCCAAACAGUGAUGAUCGCAUGCAUCAGCCCGUCGGACCGGGACUUCAUGGAGACCCUGAACACCCUGAAGUAUGCCAACCGAGCCAGAAACAUCAAGAACCGGGUCAUGGUGAACCAGGACAAGGCCAGCCAGCAGAUCAGCGCCCUGCGGACCGAGAUCGCCCGGCUGCAGAUGGAGCUGAUGGAGUAUAAAACGGGUAAGCGGAUGGUGGGGGAGGACGGCAUGGAGAGCAUUAACGACAUGUUCCAGGAGAACUCCAUGCUGCAGACGGAGAACAACAACCUGCGCGUGCGCGUCAAGGCCAUGCAGGAGACCAUCGACGCCCAGCGGGCCCGGCUCACGCAGCUGCUGAGCGACCAGGCCAACCAGGCGCUCGCCAGGGCAGGUGAGGGGAACGAGGAGAUUGGCAACAUGAUCCAGAACUACAUCAAGGAAAUUGAAGACCUCAGGGCCAAGCUGCUGGAGAGUGAGGCGGUGAACGAGAACCUGCGGAAGAACCUGUCCCGCGCCUCCACCCGCUCCUCAUACUACGGUGGGCCCACGGCCUCCUCCACCUUCCUCGCCCCCGAGAAGGAGGCCUCUGACAUCAUCGAGCUGGCCAAGAAGGACCUGGAGAAGCUGAGAAAGAGGGAGAGGAAGAAGAAGAAGAGGCUCCAGCUGCUGGAGGCGGGUCGGCAGGAGGAGAUUGAGGAUGACAGCGUCAUCAAGGAGGAAGGCCCUGACAACGAGCAGAAGAGGGCGGAGAAAUCAGAACGGACCAAUGAUGAGCCAGAGAUGGAGGCACAGGAAGGAAGUGAUCAUGAAGAGGGAGGGGAGGAAGAUGAAGAGGAAGAUGAGGAAGAGAUGGAGGUGGAUGAGAGCUCGGACGAGGAUUCCGAACUCGAUGAGAAAGAGAACUUCCAGGCGGACCUGGCCAACAUCACCUGCGAGAUCGCCAUCAAGCAGAAGCUGAUCGACGAGCUGGAGAACAGUCAGCGGCGGCUCCACACGCUCAAGCAGCAGUACGAGCAGAAGCUGAUGAUGCUGCAGAGCAAGAUCCGGGACACGCAGCUGGAGAGAGACCGCGUGCUGCACAACAUGGGCUCAGUGGAGACGUUCACAGAGGAGAAAGCCAAGAAGAUCAAGAUGGAGUACGAGAAGAAGCUGAACGUGAUGAACAAGGAGAUGCAGAAGCUGCAGUCGGCCCAGAAGGAGCACGCCAGGCUGUUGAAGAGCCAGUCGCAGUACGAGAAGCAGCUCAAGAAGCUGCAGCAGGACGUGGUCGAGAUGAAGAAGACAAAGGUUCGUCUGAUGAAGGAGAUGAAAGAGGAGCAGGAGAGGAACCGGAUGAAGGAGCUGAAACGGAGCCGCGAGAUCGCCACGCUAAAGAAGGACCAGCGCAAGCAGGAGAUCCAACUGAAACAGCUGGAGGCCCAGAAGAGACAGCAGGAGCUGGUGCUGCGUAGGAAGACUGAGGAGGUAACAGCCCUGCGCCGGCAGGUGAGGCCGGUCUCAGGCAAGGCGACCCGUAAGGUGAGCUUACCUGAGCCUCUCCAGGACCCCUCCCAGCGGCCCCCCUCAGGAAGGCCACAGUCCGCCGGAGCCAUGGCAUCCAACGGAACCAGGAAGUACCAGCGGAGCACAGUGGGCGUGUACUCCACCAGGGGGGCGCGGACCAAGUGGCAGUCACUGGAGCGUCGCAUCAGUGACAUCAUCAUGCAGAGGAUGACCAUUUCCAACAUGGAGGCCGACAUGAACCGCCUGCUGAAGCAACGCGAGGAGCUGACCAAACGGAGGGAGAAGAUCUCCAAGCGGAGGGACAGGGUGGCCGCGGAGGGGACCGACGCAGACAAGGCGGUACUGUCCUUCACCGAGGAGAUAGAGUCCCUGACAGCCAACAUCGACUACAUCAACGACAGCAUCGCCGACUGCCAGGCCAACAUCAUGCAGAUGGAGGAGGCCAAGGAUGAUGGUGACAUGGUGGAUGUUACCGCGGUGAUCAGCUCCUGCACCCUGUCAGAAGCACGCUUCCUGCUCGACCACUUCCUGUCCAUGGCCAUCAACAAGGGCCUGCAGGCAGCCCAGAAGGAGUCUCAGAUCAAGGUGAUGGAGGGCCGUCUGAAGCAGACGGAGAUCAACAGUGCCACCCAGAACCAGCUGCUGUUCCACAUGCUGAAGGAGAAGGCGGAGUUCAACCCGGAGCUGGACGCUCUGCUGGGGAACGCCCUGCAAGAACUAGGUAACAUACCUACUGAGGAAGGGGAGGAGAGCAGCAGUGACGAGUCCGCUCAAAGCCCAGCCACAGAAGGAAGCUCUUUGGCCUCUGACCUCAUGAAGCUCUGUGGAGAGACCAGACAGAGAAGCAAGGCCCGCAGAAGAACCACCACACAGAUGGAGCUACUGUACGCCAACAGCACUGAUCCCUGCCUCGACAUGCCUACCGGGGAAUUUUCCGCUCCUCUUCUUCCAGUGGCUGAGAACCAGGAAGUGGGUGGAGACCUGAAAGCUGCGGGGGCAUCCCUUAAAGAUAAGGACCCCAUGACCUCUCCGUCAGUUAUGCCCUCUAAACCAGGAAGCAAACCUCCCACAGGAGCUGAGAAGAGGCCACCGGAGCCUUCACCACUCACCCGGAGGAGGAUGUAUGAGAAGGGGCAGACGGCAGCCGACAAGGCCAAGGGGAAAGAGAUCAAACAGUCGGAUGGGAGUGAGUCCUCUGUUCAGGAAGGGCACAGGGGCGUGAUCAGCCCCGUCCCGCCCCCGAAGGGCGGCCGGGGGGCGACGCUGCAGUGUGUCCACGUGGCCGAGGGGCACACCAAAGCGGUACUGUGCGUGGACUCCACCGACGACCUGCUCUUCACCGGCUCCAAGGACCGUACCUGCAAGGUGUGGAACCUGGUGACGGGGCAGGAGAUCAUGUCCCUGGGGGGCCACCCCAGCAGCGUGGUGUCCGUACGUUACUGCUCCAGCCUGGUCUUCACCGUCUCCACCGCCUACAUCAAGGUGUGGGACAUCCGCGACUCCGCCAAGUGCAUCCGCACCCUCACGUCCUCUGGCCAGGUGACCCCAGGUGACGCUUGUGCCGCCAGCGCUAAUCGGGUGGUCACCAUCCCGCCCGGAGAGACCCAGAUCAACCAGAUCGCCCUGAAUCCCACGGGAUCCUUCCUGUACGCGGCGGCCGGGAACUCCGUCCGCAUGUGGGACCUGAAGAGGUUUGUGUCCACGGGGAAGCUAACUGGACACCUGGGACCGGUCAUGUGUCUGACUGUGGACCAGACAGGAAACGGUCAGGAUCUCGUCAUCACCGGCUCCAAGGAUCACUAUAUCAAGACGUUUGAGGUGACGGAGGGGACACAGGGAAGUGUCAGCCCCACGCACAGCUUCGAGCCCCCCCACCAGGACGGGAUUGAGUGCCUGACGGUGCAAGGGGAUGGCCUUUUCAGCGGGUCUCGGGACAACGGCAUCAGGAAGUGGGACCUGUCCCGAAAAGUCCUGCUACAGCAUGUGGCGAACGCGCACCAUGACUGGGUGUGUGCGCUGGGCGUGGUGCCCGAGUCGCCCGCCGUGCUGAGCGGGUGCAAGGGUGGGAUGCUGAAGCUGUGGCACAGCGACACCCUCGCCCCGCUGGGCGAGCUGAGGGGACACGACUGUCCUGUCAACGGCGUGUCAGCCAACAGCAGCCACGUCUUCACUGCCUCCGAUGACCAGUCAGUAAAGAUAUGGCAAGCGAGGGGGACGCUGGACGGCGUGCUGGACCUGAGUGACAUCAGUUAACUGGCCGCAGGGCGCGCGCUGUGACCGGGGGCCAAGGGCGCGUCCAGCGGGGUGCUCCAGUGGCCGAGCACUCUGUGAAAGGGGGGGGGUGCCAAGAGUCUCGAUCGGAGCCCCAAAGAGCGAAGGAGGGUCCCCCUCCGUCGUCCUCACUGUAACGGAGAGGAGCAACUGUGAACCGCGGCCUCCUGGGCAACAACCUCGCUUCUGAAUGUGCAAUCUGUGGCUCCUUAUCUGGCAGCUCCUCUAUGCAGUGAAAGUAUUCCCUGUGUGUUAAGCAGUAUGGCGUUGUCCACUACUAUUGAAUAAGGUCCUGCCAAACACAGUCCUGUCUUAGCACUGACCUGCAUGCAGUACCCGUGUGGGCCAGUAGAGGGCACUUCCACGGACUAAGAGAGCAUGGGCUCCUGGAGCUGGUCUCCAGGGUCACAGGUCACAGGUCACUGUGAGUGUGACUGGCAAGUAAGUCUUAACUAGCGUGAAAGUGGCUUGAUGUGAGCUUAACUAUUCCACCAUGCUCUUAACAUGUUCAUAAUUUGCUCUGAUGGCAGUCAGUACGUAAAAAUGAUGGUGAAUCCUACCUGCUUGUCUCAGCAGGUUACAGUAAUUGUACACUCUUCAACUUAAAGAUAUAUCUUAAAAUUAACGCCUGUAGUGGUAUAUCUCCCAGUGCAUCCAGAAUAACAAUGUGUCUCUGUACCACCCUCUAGGGGUUGUGUGUUUUCACUGUUACGGUCACAGUGUGUUUUAUUUCUUUAUUUCUCAGCACAACACUGUUAUUUUAUCUAGUGACUUAAACUGAUGUAUAUGCUGCUAAAUCUUCUGUGUACCUUCCUCUUUAACCUGGAAAGGGUUUUGUCUCUAAGGCCAGGUGGACAGCACCUAGCGUAGGUACGAUAUGUAUAUAGUAGUGUUCAGUGUAAAGAGAGAGGUGUUUCCUGUGCCUGUUACCCUGAUAUUGUAGGCAGUACAGUGAAUGCACUAAAUGAGU
Molecule: messenger RNA, 6103 nt
Organism: Megalops cyprinoides (Indo-Pacific tarpon)
Lineage: Eukaryota; Metazoa; Chordata; Actinopteri; Elopiformes; Megalopidae
Product: kinesin-like protein KIF21A
Exons: 36
Coding region: 346-5115 (1589 amino acids)
Biological process (GO): mitotic spindle organization; microtubule-based movement
Molecular function (GO): microtubule motor activity; microtubule binding; ATP binding
Source: RefSeq, a predicted model, not a curated record